This is a messenger RNA of Leptonychotes weddellii (Weddell seal), 3493 nucleotides long. NCBI's taxonomy places the organism in Eukaryota, Metazoa, Chordata, Mammalia, Carnivora, Phocidae. The record is from RefSeq and is a predicted model, not a curated record.
CUGAGGGAGGCUUAACUGACUGAGGUACCCAGGCACCCCUGUACUUUUUAUUUUUUUAAUUCUGUCCUGCUUAAAACUGUGACCUUACGCUUUUGGUUCAAAUUUCUUUCAGAACACUCCCAUCAGUGACAUUUCUGCCUCAUUCCCUAAUUUGAGGUGUAGUCUAAGGCUCAGUUUUCCACCCUGUUUACUUGCUCUCAGGUCUCAUCCACUGUUGUGGUGCUAAGAUGCUCAAGAAAUGCUUAGUGAGUACUUAGUGUGCAGAGAGUGGGCAGGCAUAGCAAUACCCUAAAUUGUCUUCUGUCCUGACUUCAAAACCCUCUAGUCUACAUGAAAAGGAAAUCUAGACUUGUGUCACGGUGAUUGGGGGCUCCGUCAUAAAAUAACUGAACCAAUUCACUGUUUUUGGAGGUGUAACUGGCAAAACCACAGUGGGACUUAUGCAUUAAACCAAAGUUUUGAAUCUCAGGUCACAGGUCUAAGAUCUUCAGCUGCUGACAGAACGUUGUUUGAAAAUGCCAUAAUUCCCUCAGUCAACAUAAUAAAAUCCAUCUGAUUUUUUCACCUCCCCCUUCAACUGUUUACCUUCAUCAGUCACAAGAGCCUGUCCAGUUUUCCUUUACAGUCACUGCCACUAUAUUAAUCCAGGCUUUCAUCACCUGGGACCUGGGACUAUUCUAUUAGUCUCCUAAUUUGAGUCCCUGCCUCCAGCUCCAAGGGAAUCCAUAUUACUUGUCUCAAAAUACAAUCUUCAUCUUAUUGCAUCCCUACUCAUAAUUUUCAUUAACUCCCAAUUACCUGCAGAGUUGAACUGGUAUUCCCAAUCUGUAUCCGGCCUCCUUAAUUCAUGGUAUGGGAAGUGCCAGGGGGCCUACUAGGCAGUCGGGCCCUUCCUUCUGAGACACCACCUAUCUUGCCGCUGCAAGGUAUGACACCUAUAUCUCGUGUCCCUGAAACCCUCCAGGAAGUUCCUGGUCUACAGUACCUAGCCCCCUGCAUGCCUAUACCUUUUAAUUAGUUCAGCCAACAGCUUUUGGCCACCAGUUGUUGCUGGGGUGUAGUGUGUUGCCAUUAUUUACGGCCUCGAUUGCUAUUUACCUUUUCAAUUAGGAUUCCACUGAGAGCUUCUGGAGCUAGUACCAGGUCUUCUCCACUUCAACAAAUAAUUAGUAUUUUCCCUUUUCGCGGGGGCUGUUCCCGGAGCCUGGCUCAAAUUGAAUAGGGCAGAACUUAGUAGUCGCAGGAUCUGACCCACAUGGCAGAAAUGCGCAAUCACAGGACAGGUGAGGGAGCCCGGAGAAAAAGCGAGAAUCCUAUUACAUCCUUCGCCGGUCGGCCCGCUUCUCGACCCCAAGCUCCGCGCGCGCGGUGCCCUGCCAGGACUACUUUUGGCCUUCGGCAGCCGCCGUCCACAGCGCCCAGUCGAGCCCAAAGGCCCUCGGAGGAGAUCGGCUCUGGCUGCGCCGCGCUACCCUGACCUGGGCUCCCGGAGCAGGUUUCUGUUUUCAGUAGGCUGAGGGCCAUGUCAGUUUUCUGCCACACACAGGACCGGCCAUGAAGCUAAAGGAACUUGAACGGCCAGCUGUCCAAGCAUGGAGCCCAGCCAGCCAGUACCCUGUGUAUCUGGCCACAGGAACAUCUGCCCAGCAGCUAGAUGCCUCCUUUAGCACAAAUGGCACAUUGGAAAUCUUUGAGAUUGAUUUCAGGGACCCCUCUUUGGACUUGAAACACAAGGGAGUCCUUUCUGCCUCAAGCAGGUUUUACAAGCUGAUCUGGGGGAACAUUGGCGAUGGGCUUCUGGAAGGCUCCGGGGUCAUUGCAGGUGGCGGGGACAAUGGCAUGCUUACUCUGUACAGUGUGGCCCACAUCCUGUCUCCCGGGAAGGAGCCUGUGAUUGCCCAGAGACAGAAGCACACGGGGGCUGUCAGAGCCCUUGACUUUAAUCCUUUCCAGGGCAACCUCCUGGCCUCGGGAGCCAGUGAUUCUGAAAUCUUUAUUUGGGAUUUGAAUAACCUAAAUGUGCCAAGGACCCCAGGAUCUAAGUCACAGCAGCCUCCAGAAGACAUCAAGGCACUCGCUUGGAACCGGCAAGUUCAACACAUUCUGUCUUCUGCUCACCCCAGCGGCAAGGCAGUUGUGUGGGAUCUCAGGAAGAAUGAACCUAUCAUCAAAGUCAGCGAUCAUAGCAACAGGAUGCACAGCUCAGGCCUGGCCUGGCACCCAGACAUAGCCACCCAAUUGGUGCUGUGUUCAGAAGAUGAUCGUUUUCCAGUGAUUCAGCUGUGGGAUUUGCGCUUUGCCUCCUCGCCCCUGAAGGUGCUGGAGAGCCACAGUAGGGGGAUCUUGUCAGUGUCGUGGAGCCAGGCUGAUGCUGAGCUUCUGCUCAGUAGUGCCAAGGACAACCAGAUCUUGUGCUGGAACCUGGGGAGCAAUGAGGUAGUGUAUAAGCUGCCCACACAGAGCAGCUGGUGCUUUGAUGUGCAGUGGUGCCCUCGGGACCCUCCAGUGUUCUCUGCUGCCUCCUUUGACGGCUGGAUAAGAUUGUACUCCGUGAUGGGUAGGAGCUGGGAAGUCCAGCAGAUGAGACAGGCUGACAAGAUCUCUUCUUUCUUCAGCAAAGGCCAGCCUCUCCCACCGCUGCAGGUACCAGAGCAAGGGGCCCAAGCAUCAUUGAUACCUCCUCUAAAAAACCCCCCCAAAUGGUUGAGAAGGCCAGCAGGUGUUUCAUUUGCUUUUGGAGGGAAGCUGGUUACCUUUGGCCUCCCCAGCACCCCUGCCCAUCAGAUGCCACAGCCUUGCCUCCGCCUAGUCUUCAUCAGUCAAGUCAUCACAGAAUCUGAAUUACUGAGGCGGUCAGCUGAGCUGCAGGAGGCCCUGGAAUCAGGAAAUCUUCUGAAUUAUUGUCAGAACAAGAUCGAACAAACAUCACUGCAAAGUGAAAAGAUGCUCUGGCAAUUCCUGAAGGUGACCUUAGAGGAAGACUCCAGAAUGAAAUUUCUAAAACUAUUAGGAUACAGUAAAGAUGAGUUCCAGAAGAAGGUGGCCGCGGGUUUGAAGAGUGACUUGGGGCUGGGCGAGACCCCUCAAGGGAGGCCCAAGGGAGAUGAUCUCCACAGUAACAGACAGCAGGCUUUCUGCAGCCAGACCUCCGAACACAUCACAGAGGAAGCCUCUGCCUCCUCAUCCUUCUUUGAUGAGCUGGUCCCUCAGAAUAUGACUCCAUGGGAGAUCCCCAUCACAGAAGGUACUCUGAUCCUGAGGGAGAGAAACGCUCUAUGUGGGAGUAGGUGGGCUCAGAGUUCUUGGACUUGAGAACAUUUUCUUCUUGUCCCCUGCCUCCUGCCUCCCUCCCACCAUCACAAAUGCUGAGUGGUUCUGUUACUGGUUAGAGCUCUCUCUGGAUUUUUAUGGAUAUGUCUUUCCUGUGGAAGGCCUUCUAGCAAGAUUUUUUUUUUCUACUGUUUUCUUACUUAAAACACUGUGAUUCGGGGCG